Messenger RNA from Helianthus annuus (common sunflower), 1775 nucleotides. Its product is annotated as acylsugar acyltransferase 3. The record is from RefSeq and is a predicted model, not a curated record. The transcript has a single exon. NCBI's taxonomy places the organism in Eukaryota, Viridiplantae, Streptophyta, Magnoliopsida, Asterales, Asteraceae. Bases 203 to 1546 code for a protein of 447 amino acids.
GAAAGAAAAACAUACGGUAGCAACAACGUACUUAAAGCUGUACGCAUCUACGUCAAACUACAUAACCCCAAUCCAUCCAUUUUUUUAUUACUAUUAACAAAAGAAUAUUAUUUUGCACUUCUGUUAUCUACAUUUGAUCCGUAAUAGUUAGUUAUAUAUAUGUGACACUACAUGCCUAUAACAUAUUGUAAACAACAACAAUAUGACGACCUUCCAAAGAAUAGGAAGAAGGCAACUUCACACAAUCAUCUCUCGAGAAACGAUCAGGCCCUGGUCUCCGACCCCUUCUCAUCUCCAAACUUUUAAUCUAUCUCCGAUUGAUCAAUUCGCCAUGAAAACAUAUCUGCCCUUCAUUUUCUUCUACCCGAAAAACGCCAAUUGCACUCUUACUCCCGACGACAAAGCCAGGGUGCUCAAAACAUCAUUGUCACACACGCUCACACAAUAUUAUCCCUUUGCCGGCAGGAUGACCACACCCAUAACACCUUACGUUAAUUGCAACGACCAUGGAGUCGAGUUUCUUGAAGCCCGAACCAACACGAACCUCAGCACGUUCCUAACUCGUAGGGAACAGGAUGAAACCCUUUACCAACUUUUUGCUAAUGAUCUGGCUUCUUACAAUUCUCCUCGUAACACGAGUCUUGUAGGGGUUCAACUCAAUCAUUUCGCGUGUGGUGGGGUGGGGUUGGCGGUUUCUAUGUCGCACAUCGUUAGUGAUGGAUCGACACUAGGUUCCUUCCUUAGUCAUUGGGCUGCAACGGCCCGUUUUGAUUUGAGUGACCACAAACAGGUGCAGCCCUUUAACCCUGUGUUCCUUCACUCCCCGCCUACCGACUCUAACACUGUUCAUUCCAAAGCUCGAGCUCUUGAUAUCGAUCACACCAAUUUGGCGUCAAGGAAAUUCGUGUUCACAAACUCAAAAUUAAUCGACCUUAAGAACAAGGUCGUGUGUGAGGCAGGCGGGUCUAUAAACAACCCUUCACGGGUCGAAGUAUUGACAUCUCUACUUUACAAAACUGCGGUGGCAGCAGCCACCGCAAAACGGGGCAACUUUAAACCGUCAUAUUUGUUCAUGAUGGUUAAUGCACGUGACAAAUUUUUGCAAAAGCUGCCCCCAACCACUUUUGGGAAUUUUGUGUCAGUUAUGUUGGUACGGACCAUGCAUACAAGUGAAACAUCAUUAAGUGAUGCGGUUGCGGAGAUGAAAAAACAAAAGUUACAACUUGAAGAAAUACAAAGUGUGCAACACUUGGCUGAAAAUUUAAAUUCGAUGCGAUCGAAAUUGAGCAAUCGAAAUUUGGAGAACGCUGCGGACGGGUUACACUGGUGUUCGAGCUUGUGCGGGUUUCCUAUAAACAAACUCGACUUCGGGUGGGGAAAGCCGGUGGGUACGACUCCUGCACUUAGAUCGUUACAUAGAAAUGGUUUUUUGUUGAUAGAUACACCGGAUGGUGAUGGAAUUGAGGCGUGGGUGUUGUUGGAUAAAGAACGCAUGGAGAUAUUCGAGAAUGACAAGGAGUUGCUUUCAUUUUGCAAUAUUAUCUAGAUUUGAUUGUACUUUUGUUUAUGUAAGAAAGGAGUUUUGUAUUUUUGGUUGUACGAUUGCACUUGUUUGAUUACUAAUAGAAACGGAACAAGAUCCUAAAGGUCAUGUUGGAUUAUUCAAAUAAAAUAGGAUAUAAAAAUACAUUCGUAAAAAUUUAUGGAUACAAUUGUUUUUCUAUGUGUUGUUAUACAUCACGGUCUAUUUAUAAGUGUCUAUUGAACGGAUACAU